AUGCGGGGCACGAGCUGCGUGGGCGGCGGUGGCGAGAGCCCGGGUGGCGCCGGGCUGAGCGAGGGCCCGCGGGGCCGCUGGCUGCGCCUGGCCCCGGUCUGCGCCUACUUCCUCUGCGUCUCGCUGGCCGCCGUGCUGCUCGCCGUCUACUACGGUCUCAUCUGGGUUCCCACGAGGCCCCCGGCCGGCCCGGCCGGCCCUCCGCCCAGCGCGCCGGCCCCUCCGUGCGCCGCCCGCGCUGGCCCGCCGCCUGCCCCGGCGUCCGCCGCUGCCUCGGUCUCCUGCCUCCCGGGAGCCCCCGGUGAGCCGCGACCCCAGCUCGAGCUGCCGCGCAGCCGCCGCCACAGUGACCCGGGCCGCCAGCCGCCGGGAGAGACGCCCGAGGCCGCGGGAGGCCGAGGACCGGGGUAACCCUCCGUUUCACCCCAGCCUGGACCACCGGCCCUCCAGGGCCCGGCACCCCCACCGCGGAUGCGCCCUCCCCCGUUGGGGCCGGGCUGCCUCUUCAUGACGUCGCCCAGCGUCUCCAAACCAUCACCAUGAAGAAUGGGGGGCGAAGAGAGGCUGACUCGGGGCCUCGCCCCUCGAAGCUUCUCCACUGUCAGGCGGGUCCUCCACCAUCUGGCGACCCCAUCCUGACUGCUGCCUCGUGAUCUUUCCUCCGUAGAAUGUUGAGCCCACAGGCCGCCACCCUCCUAGAAUCUCCAUGUCCGACUGUCCAUCUACAAUAAACUCCAACCCCAACUGCCUUGUGCUGUUGUUUUUCGUGUUGUCUGCAGAGGUGCCUCCCUCCUAAGUUUGUGAGUGGAAGUCCUUCCUGGCGUCUGAUCUUUGUCUCUCCUGCCCUGGGUAGUCUGUGUGGGCUUCUCCCCUUCCCCGGGGCGAGGGCGUGUGUGUUUCUUCCAUCGCUUUCAUGUGGCUUUGGGGUUGGGGUGGGAAAAGAACCUUCUCUGCGACAGGGUAGUUGAAGGUCAGUGAGAAGGACCGCACAAUUCUUAGCAUUCUUGGGCAGAGUUCUUCUGGAGAGAAGCAGAGGGUCUGCCCUUCUGCUGCAGCACAGGAAACAGGAGGGGGUGGAUGAUUUCCAGCAAGAACUGGGGUCCUAGGAGUUGCUCUUAGUAGACUUAAAUGUUGGGGGUAGGCCAUUAGCCUGAGCUGCCAGGAUGCAGCUGUGAGAGAGGAGGGUGCACAGGGUGGCAGUGGGUCUUCUCUCUCCUUGGAAAACAAGCUGUCAAAGCACUUUGUCUUCUUUCAAGACUAAUGCAACCUCUCUGGUCUGCAGUGCUGGGGGAAAGGAAGAUGGAGAACCUCAGGUCUAGGUACCGAAAAAGUCACAUGUAGCCUGCUGUCCUGAGGCCUCCAGACUCAUCAGGAUUCUUGGUUGCCAGUGAGGGAAGCCCAGCCCAACUAUAUCAGCAGGAAGGGACUGUGUGUCCCUGUGGGAGGAGGUCUGGCUUAGGAACGACUUAAAGAUGUCUCCAGUGGCUGUGGAUGGGAAGGCUUCCAGAUGAAGAGCAUGAGCGUGGGGGAUCCCUGGACCUUCCUCUUCAUUGAGUCCCCACCACCAGCCAGCCUGGAGAGCCCAGUUCCUUCAGCAGGGCCUCCCAGUCAGUUCAGGGCUUCCUAGCUCCUCACUGCACCAAAGAGCAUAAGGCUUCCGGUGACACGCAUGACAUUCACAUCUGUUUUCAGCAAACUCAGAGGGUCCCAGAGCAGGAGCACAGCUUCAGAGCCUGGCUCCGCUUUCGGAGCUCCCUCUGCAGCAGGCAGCACACCUGUCCUCAGGCUCGGGACCUGCCAUUCCUCACCCAGGAUGCUCUUCAAAGAGGCUUCAUCACAGCCCACCUCCUUAGAGUCUCUGCCAAGCUGCCCCUUCUCAGUGAAUAAGCGCACUCAACAUGUGGUUCAUCCCUACGCCGACUAGCUUUUCUCCUAAACAACAGCCACAUGUGUUGAUUCCUGUGUUUACCAUCCGUUCUCCCUUCCCUAGAAUGAAAACUACACAGGGUGGGUUUUCCUUGAAGCAGGAAGACCCAGGACCCUCCUUGCUCGACUGCCUGUAGCCCACGGGGCCCAGUGGGCGUUUUGGUCAGUGUGGCAGGUGGCCUUUUUCACUGGGGUCUGCUGGGUUGUCGGAAAAGUCUUGGCGCAUUUUUGAACAGGUGUCACUUGCACUAGUUCAUUUUUGGAAGUACUAGAGUCAUUCUCGUCCAUGUUAUUGCUAGUCAUUUGACUGUUGACAGUUCUAGCUUCAUUCUAAAAUAAAAAAAAAAAUCGAGCAAUUUGGUUGUUUUGGAGAUU
Molecule: messenger RNA, 2301 nt
Organism: Talpa occidentalis (Iberian mole)
Lineage: Eukaryota; Metazoa; Chordata; Mammalia; Eulipotyphla; Talpidae
Gene: INAFM1
Product: InaF motif containing 1
Exons: 4
Coding region: 1-411 (136 amino acids)
Source: RefSeq, a predicted model, not a curated record